This is a messenger RNA of Conger conger (European conger), 2140 nucleotides long. RefSeq names its product methyltransferase like 25 (gene mettl25). The record is from RefSeq and is a predicted model, not a curated record. Lineage: Eukaryota; Metazoa; Chordata; Actinopteri; Anguilliformes; Congridae. The coding region runs from base 126 to 1970 and encodes 614 amino acids. The transcript has 12 exons.
AGUAGUUUUGGUACAGCCAACAUGGCGCUUGUGUCGCGCCUUACAAAUCGGUUCGUCUGGUUUUGACUACCAAUGCCUAGGACAGAAGAUCACCAUUUCCAUGCUGUUGCCGGGCCGCAACGAAGAUGUCUCUAUUGGAAUCAGAAGAUAUUCCUUUGGAAGUGAUCAAAAGUAAAAUAGACGGGCUUAGAAACUUCCUCAAGAUUUCUCUUAGUAUAGCCAACGCGCACACAGUCGACUUCUACACUUGUAACGUUUGGGAAGACUUUAUUGCAGUGCCACCCGAGAGAGUGUUGUCCAUUAUCAGUUCCAACUGUCACCAGAGGCCGGAGACAGAGAAUCGCAGAACUCAGUCCUGUGAGGUUCCCUCAGGAAAAGAUAGGAGCAGUUUUGGUUUCUGCGAUGACUCGAAGCGGCUGGUGGACGUGGCAACGCUUCUUGACGCGGCUAAUCGAUACGCUCUUCCGGGCCUGGGAGUCUGUGUCCCGCUGCCGAAGAUAAUGCAGACCCUCGGAGAACACCAAAGAGUUCUGCCAAGCGCAAAAGAUGUCCCUCUGGAGCCGGAGGAAUUCAUGAACUCCAAGAAGUCGCACGAGGUGCAGAUCAUGUCCGGAGUGGUGGCCAGCCUGGCUCGGCACUGCCGUGUGAGACAGGUCAUAGACGUGGGCUCAGGCAAGGGCUACCUGUGCUCCUUCCUGUCUCUGCAGUACGGCCUGCAGGUCUACGGGAUCGACUCCUCCAGCGGCAACACCCACGGGGCGCAGGAGAGGAACAGGAAGCUGCAGAAGUACUCCCGCGCGUACCAGCGACACCGCAAAGCCAGGACCGCCGUCUGCGGAGGAGGGGAGAGAGCGAGGGAUGGGCUGGGGGAAGAGAGAGAGCGCCCUGAGCCGGGAGGAGAGAGCGAGGAGAGACUAGCACGUGACGAGAGAGAGCAGGAUACGGAGGCCCUCCUAACCUUGCCCUCGGAACCAGCCGUUGCCGUGCCACCGGAGGAGGACUCGCCCGAGGGGAACUUGAGCGACGCUCCGUCCACAGGCGUGGACGGGGUCGCCUCCGAUUCGGAGAGCCCCUUCCCCUUCCUGGGGGUCCUGUCCCCGGAGCUGGUGGAGCUGCCGGCCCCCCGGGUGCCCCCCGCCCGGCUGAGCCUGGAGGAGAGGGAGAGGAGGAAGAGGGAGAACCUGGAGAGGAAGAGGGCGGGCAGGGACGACCGGGACGGCCUGUUCUCCCCCCUCACCUCCUACGUCACCGCCCAGACUGAGCUGUGUGACAUCAUCACGCACCUGGAGGAUGCGAUGUUGGUGGGCCUGCAUACGUGUGGGGAUCUCGCCCCCAGCACACUGCGUAUGUUCACCGCCAAGCCAGAACUGAAGGCCGUCUGCAGCGUGGGCUGCUGCUACCACCUGCUGUCUGAGGAGUUUGAGCCGUCCUGCACAGAGUCUGAAAGCAACCAGUGGGGAUUUCCCAUGAGCCACCACCUGAGAGAGCCCGCCUGGUUCUGUGGACGAAACGCCAGGAUGUCCGCAUGCCUGGCUUUGGAAAGAGUCAGCGCUGGUGGAGGGCUCCCCAUAGAGUCGCUCUUCUACCGAGCCGUCCUCCACGUUAUCCUGAGGGACCACUACUCCGCCUUUAAGAGUGAGAAGCGCGUGGGCAAUGUCUACUCCAAGUCGGCCUCCUUCGUGGACUACGUCAGGAGAGCCCUCCGAAAACUGGGUCUGGACGAGUCAAAGAUGUCUGACAGCCUGAUCCAGGGCUACCAUGACAAAUACAGCCCCAGGAGGCCGGAGAUGCAUGCCUUCAACAUGCUGAAGGUGUCCUUGGCCCCCUGCAUCGAGGCCCUGAUCCUGCUGGAUCGCCUCUGCUACCUGAAGGAGCAGGCGAACACGUCUUUUUCAGCUGUGGUGCAACUGUUCGAUGCGCUGACGUCGCCACGGUGUUACGGAAUUGUCGCCGUAAAAAAGCAGAGCUAGUGAACAUUCCGAAAACUUCGUUUUUUUGUCGAGCACCAUCCAAAGAACUUUUCCACUAUCCCAAGGCCAAUUCCCAAUUGCGAUUUACAUAUUUACUGUAUAUGCUAUGAAAGACAACUCUUCAGGUGGAUUCUGGCCAGAGUGUCUAAAUAAAUCACGUUCGGGAGCUA